AUGCUAAUCGCCACGGUUUCUUUUGUCAUUGCACCAGACAGCACGAAGGCCCGAAUCCUACACCCAUUUGGUGAACUUGAUAUUCAGUCCCUGGUGAGGGUGUCUCGCGGUCAGCAUCUCCUACGCCUUUGGCUCAAAUUAGUAACAAACCUCUCCUUCACACGGGAAGGACAGUCUCUCAUUUUGGCUACACCAGGUGCUGUAGAUGUCCUGAUAAGCCAGGUGAAACUGUGUCGCGGCGUUACCCAAGAAGGCUCGCUACUAUGCCUGCAGAAUGUAUGCUCUAACUCUGCCUUCAAGCCAAUCCUCUUCACCAAAAACUCAGGUCUCGUGGAAUUCCUUGCUCAUCUUCUUGAACCCGGCUCUGGUGCCUCACCAGAACAGUGCACCCUCGCGGUUUCUGCUUUGAUGGCCGCCGCGUACCACUCUCACAAGGUAACUCCCUUUUUCUUCCUUCUUAACUCGUAUGCGUUGCGUUUUGUUUAG
Messenger RNA from Dibothriocephalus latus, 486 nucleotides. Lineage: Eukaryota; Metazoa; Platyhelminthes; Cestoda; Diphyllobothriidea; Diphyllobothriidae. The record is from the annotation of a GenBank genome assembly.